AAUAUAUUACUUGAACCUCAACAAUAUUUAAUAAUGUCAAUAUAUAUUAUUUACCGUAAUUCAAACAAUUUUCUAAUUUAAACCUCUAUUAAUUGUGAUAGUUAAUUUAUCUACAAUACAUUCCUUAUUGAUAUACUGUUAAUUCAAUCAUAGUUAUGGUUUAUUAGUGUCAUUGACUUUAUAUAACUAGAAUUUACACAAAUAAUAGUUGUGAUUACAGUUGUAAUAAAAAUUUAAUAUUACUUUGUGCUGUGGAAACCUCAAUUAUAAUUGUAUUUUCUUAAUCUAAAGACUACUACAACGAAUUAAGAAGGCAUUAAAAAAUUAGAAUAUCAAGAAACACAAGAGAUGAGUUGAAAAUCGAAUAUGAAAUUGAGAAAUAUUUCGGCUAUAUUGGCCGCGUUUUCCGUCCAUUUGAUUCGUCUUUCGGUAGCUGCAGUGACCACAGGAUCUAAACCAUUCCCAGGAUUAGAAAAUUUACCAAGAUCUUUCUGGCAUGAGCUUAGUUCACCUUUUACUGAGAUAUAUGGAGUGGAAGAGUCUACAACAGAGAAUGUUGCAACUCCUGAGCCCAGACCUUUUUUUCAAGAUCCUGAGAUUAAUAUUACCGUUCAACUUGGUGCAUCAGUACACUUUCAUUGCAGAGUUGAAAAUUUACAAAAAAGAACAGUUUCAUGGGUUCGUAGACGCGGUGACGAGCUUCAUUUGCUAACCUUUGGUAUUCACACAUACUCGAGUGAUUCCAGGUUCUCAUUGGAUUAUCAAAUGCCAAACGAUUGGCGGUUAUUACUACGAUCAGCGACUGAACGAGACGCAGGCGUUUACGAGUGUCAAGUUAGUGUUCAUCCACCCUUGACACGAACGAUUUAUUUGACAGUUUCCGUACCACGUGUUGAAAUAGUUGACGAGCAUGGUGCAACUGCUGGUGACAAAUUUUACAAAGCAGGCAGUACAAUUGAGUUAAAAUGUGUUGUGAGCAAAGUUCCUCAUCCUACUGGCUAUGUAAUAUGGAGGCAUGGAACUCGAAUGCUAAAUUAUGAUACUAUUCGCGGGGGAAUCAGCGUUAAGACUGACAUGGGCGCCGAGGGGGCGGUUUCGCGGCUGUAUAUUGCAAAUGCCAACAAAAAAGACAGCGGAAACUACAGCUGCGCUCUAGCGGAUAUCGCUGCAACAACAGUCUCCGUUCAUGUACUUAACGGGGAAAAUCCAGCAGCAAUGCAACAUGGUACUAGUUCAGACUUAAGAUCCACUUACCUUAUUCUUGUUAUAUUAAUGAUUACAUCAAGACUUUGUAGGUGACCAUAAAACAGACGUAUUUCAACACUGCCCUUUAUCAACGAUUUUAUGUUUAUUAUAAUUCUUGAUUAAUACAUUACUGUAUUACGGCAGUAAAAUACGCACUUCUAUUCCCCGUUACAGCAGUCAUUUUACCCUCAGUAAACCGAAGAACUCGCCGGAAGUCCGUACGUUUUUCCACCGACACGUGACAAAUAUCGGAAGUGCGUAUGUUCUAGCCAUUGGCCCUCGAUAGAUAAAUCCACAACAAAUAUCACGAAUAUCAUGAUAUUUGUCGCAUACCUACGUAAGUAGAUCUGCCCAGGCUCAGAGUAAAUCACCGUUAACAAACUAUGCCAUAAUACUCGGCAGUUUAUAAUACAAUUUCUGCACAUGUUAACGGUGAUUGUUUAAAUAAAAAAAAUAGACUAAUAUAAUUUUUAUGAUUUACUCAUAAAUUAACAGUGAUUGUUUGAAUGAAAAAAAAAAAAAUUGAAAAAUUGUUCAUUUGAACAACUGUUCAAAGGUUGAUGACAUGUGUCAGAGGAGGAAAAGUUUGUGCGCUCAUCCGCCGCUUAGUGGUGACUCCUGAAACUAUUUGGCACAUAGAUGUCAUCUACCUUUUAACAGCCGUUCAAAUGGACAACUUUUGUUUUUUUAAUUGUUAAAAAUUUUUUUUUCUAUAAAUAAAGGAAAAAAUUAAUUGUAAGAAAAAAAAAUUACAAUAAAAUUAAGCUUUUAAUAUUAUAAAGAGAUUUUAUUUUUAUUAAUUUAUAAUCAUUUUGAUAUACAAAAAUAAUUAAAUUUCAAUAAAUAUUUGAAAAAUAAUGACGGACUAGAUUUGCGUAUUACUUCUUGAUUAAUAUGAGAAUUAAAUAAAAAUAAUCAAUCAACUGAAUUAACAUAUUGUAGGACAUGCCGAAAGCUAAAAGUUAUAGACAAUACCAGCCAUCAUCAAUCAUUCCUUUCUUAUUAUAUAACAAUGGUCAUUUAUACAAAGUUAAUUUAUCAAGAUAACUAACUUUUUAUGAAACUUAAAAUUGUUUAAAAAAUUGCUGAUUUUUUUUUUCACUCUAAAAAUUUAAAUAAAUAUUGUCAAAAGUUUAAAAAUAUAUAAAUCCUGAACGAGUGGCUAAAAAAGUAAGCGUUGUAUCAUGAAAGCAAACGUAUUUUAGAUAACAAUAUUAUUAUGAUCCAUGUCAUCUUUAUUAAAAUCGAAACAAAAUAAUUUUUAAUCAUUAUAAAUAGUGACACUCGUAUAAUUUGACACGAUAUAUAGUUAAAAAUAACUAAAUUUUAACUUUUAUUUAUGGCUUUAUUAAUUGAUUUAAAAAAAUGAUAAUAAUAAUAAUAAUAAUAAUAAUAAUAAUAAUAAUAAUAAUAAUAAUAAUAAUAAUAAUAAUAAUAAUAGUAAGAUGGUUAUUGAGUAAUUUAAAUAAUUUUAGUAUUGUUUGAUACGUGAAUUUACUAACAUAUCAAAUAAUUCAAAUUUUUAACGUGAAAUC
Messenger RNA from Microplitis mediator, 2780 nucleotides. RefSeq names its product peroxidasin-like. The transcript is spliced from 8 exons. Bases 367 to 1299 code for a protein of 310 amino acids. Gene Ontology annotation, biological process: synapse organization. NCBI's taxonomy places the organism in Eukaryota, Metazoa, Arthropoda, Insecta, Hymenoptera, Braconidae. Gene Ontology annotation, cellular component: neuron projection membrane. The record is from RefSeq and is a predicted model, not a curated record.